AUGGCGGUCGCGAAGAUCACCUCGAUGAAGGAUUCAAAAAGAAAAAAGAAAAAAAUCAGAAAAAAUGCAUAUCUUUUUUUCUUGUUCCUGUUCCUAAGCGGGGUAGUCUAUCUUGGCCCUCCUACCUUCUUCACUUCUGCGAAAGGUAUCAACCUAAACGAUACAAAUGGGGGAAAGCCCCCGAAGGAUGACGAGCACUUAAAUGAUAAUAACCAGAAGAAUAAAAAGGGGAAAGACGAAUCAGACCAGAUUAACAACCAAAAUCAAACAGACAAAAGUCAUAAUACAGGAAGAGGCUUUCUUGAUUUAUUUAACAAAAACAAAAAUGAUGGAAAUGACUACACAUUAAAUUUCAUAGAUGCUGCAUCUCUUGUAAACCCUACAGACAUAAUUAAAAAUGGCACCUUCAUAUUUGACGCUGUCAAUUAUUUAUUUAAAAAGUUGAAGGAGGGACCCGCAAAUGCAGGAAAUCCAGAUACGCAUGCCUUACGACCUGGGAAGGAUGCCGUCAGUGCAAAUGAAAUUAAAAGGAUAAUUCUUAUCAAGCUGCUGAAAUGUGUGGCUGUGUUAAUUCUGAUCUACGUGGUUAUUCGCUUGACCUUCACCUUCAUCAAAAAACUUAUAAAUUUGAUAAUUAUGUUCUUUUUCAAAAUUAUAAAGCUUUGUUGCUGUGGAGGGAGCUGA
Molecule: messenger RNA, 684 nt
Organism: Plasmodium knowlesi strain H
Lineage: Eukaryota; Apicomplexa; Aconoidasida; Haemosporida; Plasmodiidae
Product: conserved Plasmodium protein, unknown function
Exons: 1
Coding region: 1-684 (227 amino acids)
Source: RefSeq, a predicted model, not a curated record